Messenger RNA from Nomia melanderi (Alkali bee), 748 nucleotides. NCBI's taxonomy places the organism in Eukaryota, Metazoa, Arthropoda, Insecta, Hymenoptera, Halictidae. The record is from RefSeq and is a predicted model, not a curated record.
CAAGCCACAACAGCAAAUGCUACAAGAUCCGUCAGUUUAUUAUCAGCAACAACAACAACGUCCGUCUACUUCACAGCAACACUGGCAGUACCAAGAAUCUCAUAUUCCAAUACAGCACCAGCAGGAGCAGCAAGGGGAACAAUUGACUUCAGAAUCACCGCAAACUGAAGAAAUGAAGCACAUUAAAGGGCGUGGUGAUCGUGAAAGAUGUACACUCUCAUCGGAAAUGCAAAAGAUGUAUAUUGAUCAAAUACCCAGUAGAUGCACUACAGGUCAGAGUGGAAGAAAAAUCACUGUAGAAACAAACAUGUUCAGACUUCUAUUUAAACCAACUUUUGAAACAUGUAUUGUACAUUAUGAUGUGGUCUUUAAUCCAGACAAACCGAAGUUUUUGUUGAGAUCAGCCUUUGAACAAUAUAGGAAUAAACAUUUUACCAAUAGAUACCCAGCAUUUGAUGGGAAUAAGAAUGCUUACAGCGCAAAAGAACUUCCUUUCGGUGAUCAAAGUGAAGAAGAUGAGGUGACAGUUUUUGAUGUUGGAGGUCAAAGAAAUCAUACUUUUAAAGUACAUCUGAAGAAAGCAGCAGUUCUUGAUUUGACAUGGUUAAAAGAUAUGAAAUAUGAUUCCAUAUCAAUUCAAAGUCAACAGAAAUAUAUACAAGCUUUAGACAUCAUUCUAAGACAUGGAACAGAGCGUAAUGCUGUUCCUGUGGGCAGAUCAUUUUUCUAUGAACCGCAACCUGGCAGA